Quercus robur (English oak) is the source of this 2486-nucleotide messenger RNA. Its product is annotated as oligopeptide transporter 6-like. The transcript has 6 exons. Gene Ontology annotation, molecular function: oligopeptide transmembrane transporter activity. The record is from RefSeq and is a predicted model, not a curated record. Gene Ontology annotation, biological process: transmembrane transport. Lineage: Eukaryota; Viridiplantae; Streptophyta; Magnoliopsida; Fagales; Fagaceae. Bases 156 to 2354 code for a protein of 732 amino acids.
GACUCUCCUUAUGAAUCUAUCCUUAUAUAUAGACACCAGGCCUACAUGCACAAAGUCCAUUGCUAUUUGAUACCUCACAUUCUUCUCAGUUAUUUGCGCUGUUUACUCUAAAAAUCAGCAAUCACACAUACAUUGAAGUUUUGCUCAAUAUAAUCAUGGGUGAAGUGUUUGAUGGGAUCGAGGAUGAUUCCUUGGAGGUUAAGGAAGAGUGUCCCAUAAAACAAGUGGACUUAACAGUGCCCAAAACUGAUGAUCCGACUAUGCCUGCAGUGACAUUCAGGAUGUGGGUUCUGGGUGUUGCUGCAUGUGUCAUACUGUCUUUUGUGAACCAGUUCUUUUGGUACAGAAAAAUGCCAUUGACAGUGAGUUCAAUAUCUGCCCAGAUUGCUGUGGUACCCAUUGGACACUUCAUGGCCAAGGUUUUGCCAAAAGAUGCUUUCUUUAAGGGUACACGGUUUGAGUUUACAAUGAAUCCAGGGCCUUUUAACAUCAAGGAACAUGUUUUGAUCACAAUCUUUGCAAACUCGGGUGCUGGCACGGUUUAUGCUGCUCAUAUAUUGUCUGCAGUUAGGCUCUAUUACAAGAGGAGCCUCACAUUUCUUCCAGCCUUCAUUGUUAUGUUAACAACACAGGUUUUAGGGUUUGGUUGGGCGGGUCUUUUCCGAAAAUAUCUGGUAGAGCCAGGGGAAAUGUGGUGGCCAUCUAACCUUGUUCAGGUUGCAUUGUUCAGGGCUCUACAUGAGAAGGAAAAAAGGCCUAAAGGCGGCAUGACACGUACCCAAUUCUUUCUCAUAGUCUUGAUCUGUAGCUUUGCUUACUGUGUCUUUCCAGGCUAUUUUUUCGUCAUGAUAACAUCUUUCUCUUGGGUUUGCUGGAUUGCUCCUAAGUCUGUUCUUGUCCAUCAAUUGGGUUCUGGCUUACAAGGCCUUGGAAUUGGUUCCUUCGGUAUUGAUUGGGCUACAAUUUCCUCAUACCUUGGUAGUCCACUAGCUAGUCCAUGGUUCGCCACUGCCAAUGUUGCUGUGGGAUUCUUCCUUAUAAUGUAUGUGAUGACACCCAUCACAUACUGGUUCAAUGUCUACAAUGCCAAGACCUUCCCAAUAUAUUCUAACGGCCUUUACACAACAAAUGGUUCAGAAUAUGACAUUUUGAGCAUCAUUAAUUCCAAUUUUCAUCUUGAUCGUGAUACGUAUGCACAGAUGGGGCCUGUUCAUCUAAGCACAUUUUUUGCAAUGACAUACGGACUUGGAUUUGCUACACUUGGUGCUACUCUUGUGCAUGUUCUCCUUUUCAGUGGAAGAGACCUAUGGAAGCAAAGCAAAAGCGCCUUUGGAGGGAAAACAAAAAUUGAUAUACAUACCAAGCUUAUGAAGAAGUAUAAAAAAGUUCCCAUGUGGUGGUUUCUUGUCAUCCUUGUGGUUAACAUUGGCCUUAUAAUAUUUACAUGCGAGUAUUAUAACGAGUCACUUCAAUUGCCUUGGUGGGGUGUACUUCUUGCUUGUGCCAUUGCCGUUUUCUUCACUCUCCCAAUUGGUAUUAUCUAUGCCACCACAAACCAGAUGCCAGGUUUGAACAUUAUAACAGAAUACGUUAUUGGGUACAUGUAUCCAGAGCGUCCCGUUGCUAACAUGUGCUUCAAGGUGUAUGGAUACAUCAGCAUGUCUCAAGGUCUAACCUUUUUGGCAGACUUUAAGCUUGGCCACUACAUGAAAAUUCCGCCAAGAUCAAUGUUUAUGGCACAAGUAGUAGGGACAAUCUUAGCAGUAAUAGUAUACACAGGAACUGCAUGGUGGCUGAUGGAAACCAUUCCUCACCUGUGUGACACCUCCAUGUUGCCUAAGGAUAGCCCCUGGACUUGUCCAAUGGACCAUGUCUUCUUUGAUGCAUCCGUCAUUUGGGGACUUGUUGGACCUCGUAGAAUCUUUGGAGACCUUGGCGAAUAUGGAAAUAUCAAUUGGUUCUUUCUUGGUGGAGCAAUUGCACCUCUCUUAGUUUGGCUUGCACACAAGGCAUUCCCAAAGCAAAAUUGGAUCCGAUUGAUUCACAUGCCUGUGCUGUUGGGUUCCACAUCAAUGAUGCCCCCAGCUAGCGCGGUAAGCUUCACUAGUUGGAUCAUUGUUGGGUUUCUCUCUGGAUUUGUGGUGUUCAAAUACAAACCAGAUAUGUGGAAGCGUUACAAUUAUGUUCUCUCUGGUGGUCUUGAUGCUGGAACUGCUUUCAUGGCUGUGUUGUUGUUCCUUGCCUUGGGUGCCACGCAAAUUCAAUGGUGGGGAAACAAUGGGGAAGGUUGCCCCUUAGCUUCUUGCCCAACUGCAAAGGGGAUUGUUGUUGAUGGUUGCCCAAUUUUUUCUUAAAAUCAUAUCAUUGACUGACUUCAGUUUAAUUAAACAAUUUCUUGUAAAUAAUUAUGGGUUUUAAAGAUACAUACUCUUUUAAUGUUUGUUUUUGGUUUGGAUAUAUGAUAGAUGUUUUUGCUUUUCAAGGUA